Molecule: messenger RNA, 6217 nt
Organism: Acinonyx jubatus (cheetah)
Lineage: Eukaryota; Metazoa; Chordata; Mammalia; Carnivora; Felidae
Gene: CUL5
Product: cullin 5
Exons: 19
Coding region: 451-2793 (780 amino acids)
Biological process (GO): protein ubiquitination; SCF-dependent proteasomal ubiquitin-dependent protein catabolic process
Cellular component (GO): SCF ubiquitin ligase complex; Cul5-RING ubiquitin ligase complex
Molecular function (GO): ubiquitin protein ligase binding
Source: RefSeq, a predicted model, not a curated record
GCCCCCGGCCGCCGCGUCACGUGACGCGGCCGCGGAACCUGAGCUGCCCGGCCUAAGCCGUGCUAAAUUCGUUGCCCGUGGCCGCUGCGGGUGCAACCACAGAGGCUAAUCCGAAGGAGUGGGGAGGCUCGUGGAGUCGAUGCUUCCUCUUCCAAUUCAGGUCGGCUCCCGCUACCUCGUCACCAUUCGCCGCUGCCGUCUCCCCGAGCGUUUGCAUGAGCUCUUUCGCGUGGGGGAGCUCCGGUGACCAUGUAGGGGGGACGAGUGAGGAAGCUCCAGGUGCCCGGGACGAGGUCAGCGCUGUCGGCAGGCCCCCGCAGUGCCGAGCACACCCCCGGUGCGGGCCGGCGGGCGGGUCGGCCCCGGUGGGCACCCCGGCCUCCGCCUGGGGCCUGGCCCGGAGCGCCACGAAAUCUCGCGCCGUCUCGCGAGACGCUAAGUUGAAGGAACAUGGCGACGUCUAAUCUGUUAAAGAAUAAAGGUUCACUUCAGUUUGAAGACAAAUGGGAUUUCAUGCGUCCAAUUGUUUUGAAGCUUUUACGCCAGGAAUCUGUUACAAAACAGCAGUGGUUUGAUCUGUUUUCGGAUGUGCAUGCAGUCUGUCUCUGGGAUGAUAAAGGUCCAGCAAAAAUUCAUCAGGCUUUAAAAGAAGAUAUUCUUGAGUUUAUCAAGCAAGCACAGGCACGAGUACUGAGCCAUCAAGAUGAUACAGCUUUGCUAAAAGCAUACAUUGUUGAAUGGCGAAAAUUCUUUACACAGUGUGAUAUUUUACCGAAGCCUUUUUGUCAACUGGAGAUUACUUUAAUGGGUAAACAGGGCAGCAAUAAAAAAUCAACCGUAGAAGACAGUAUUGUUCGAAAACUCAUGCUUGAUACAUGGAAUGAGUCCAUCUUUUCAAAUAUAAAAAACAGACUCCAGGAUAGUGCAAUGAAGCUGGUACAUGCUGAAAGAUUAGGAGAAGCUUUUGAUUCUCAGCUGGUCAUUGGAGUAAGAGAAUCCUAUGUUAACCUUUGUUCUAAUCCUGAGGAUAAGCUUCAAAUUUAUAGGGAUAAUUUUGAGAAGGCAUACUUGGACUCCACAGAGAGAUUUUAUAGAACACAGGCACCCUCGUAUUUACAACAAAAUGGUGUACAGAAUUAUAUGAAAUAUGCAGAUGCUAAAUUGAAAGAAGAAGAAAAACGAGCACUACGUUAUUUAGAAACAAGGCGGGAAUGCAACUCUGUUGAAGCACUCAUGGAAUGCUGUGUAAAUGCCCUGGUGACAUCUUUUAAAGAGACGAUCUUAGCCGAGUGCCAAGGCAUGAUCAAACGAAAUGAAACUGAAAAACUACAUUUAAUGUUUUCAUUGAUGGACAAGGUUCCCAAUGGGAUAGAGCCAAUGCUGAAAGACUUGGAGGAACAUAUCAUUAGUGCUGGCCUGGCAGAUAUGGUAGCAGCUGCUGAAACUAUUACUACUGACUCUGAGAAAUACGUUGAGCAGUUACUUACAUUAUUUAAUAGAUUUAGUAAACUCGUCAAAGAAGCUUUUCAAGAUGAUCCACGAUUUCUUACUGCAAGAGAUAAGGCAUAUAAAGCAGUUGUUAAUGAUGCUACCAUAUUUAAACUUGAAUUACCUUUGAAGCAGAAAGGGGUGGGAUUAAAAACUCAGCCUGAAUCAAAAUGCCCUGAGCUGCUUGCCAAUUACUGUGACAUGUUGUUAAGAAAAACACCAUUAAGCAAAAAACUAACCUCUGAAGAGAUUGAAGCAAAGCUUAAAGAAGUGCUGUUGGUACUUAAAUACGUACAAAAUAAAGACGUUUUUAUGAGAUAUCACAAAGCUCAUUUGACGCGACGUCUUAUAUUAGACAUCUCUGCUGAUAGUGAAAUUGAAGAGAAUAUGGUAGAGUGGCUAAGAGAAGUUGGUAUGCCCGCAGAUUAUGUAAAUAAGCUUGCUAGAAUGUUUCAGGACAUAAAAGUGUCUGAAGAUUUGAACCAAGCUUUUAAGGAAAUGCACAAAAAUAACAAAUUGGCUUUACCAGCUGAUUCGGUUAAUAUAAAAAUUCUGAAUGCUGGUGCAUGGUCAAGAAGCUCUGAGAAAGUCUUUGUCUCCCUUCCUACUGAACUGGAGGAUUUGAUACCUGAAGUAGAAGAAUUCUACAAAAAAAAUCAUAGUGGUAGAAAAUUACAUUGGCAUCAUCUCAUGUCAAAUGGAAUUAUAACAUUUAAGAAUGAAGUAGGGCAAUAUGAUUUGGAGGUAACAACAUUUCAGCUGGCUGUGUUGUUUGCAUGGAACCAAAGACCCAGAGAGAAAAUCAGCUUUGAAAAUCUAAAACUUGCAACUGAACUGCCUGACGCUGAGCUUAGAAGGACUUUAUGGUCUUUAGUAGCUUUCCCAAAGCUCAAGCGGCAAGUUUUAUUGUAUGAACCUCAAGUCAACUCACCCAAAGACUUUACAGAAGGCACCCUCUUCUCGGUGAACCAGGAGUUCAGUUUAAUAAAAAAUGCAAAAGUUCAGAAAAGAGGUAAAAUCAACUUGAUUGGACGCUUGCAGCUCACUACAGAAAGGAUGCGAGAAGAGGAGAAUGAAGGGAUAGUUCAGCUACGAAUACUAAGAACCCAGGAAGCUAUCAUACAAAUAAUGAAGAUGAGAAAGAAAAUUAGCAAUGCUCAGCUGCAGACUGAACUAGUAGAAAUUUUGAAAAACAUGUUUUUGCCACAAAAGAAAAUGAUAAAAGAGCAAAUAGAAUGGCUAAUAGAGCACAAAUACAUCAGAAGAGAUGAAUCCGAUAUCAACACUUUCAUAUAUAUGGCAUAAUUUUGAAUAUCAUGGACAACAUUAGAACCCAAAUUGCAGAGUGCUUGGGCAGAAAGUUGUAACAGUUUGUGCUGGAGGAAGGUUUAUUUGGACUUUGAUUACAUAACUAUUAAAAUCUCUGCCUUACCUGACAAAACAACUAUAUUUUGCCAGUCACGUUAGUUAGCAUGAUGGCAUCCCUUCAUGUUGCACACUCGGUAACAGCAUGCUGUUUUGUGGAGAAACUUGCAUUCAUGAAGAGCCCAUUAUGAACUUUUCACAGUAAAUUUGAUUUAUACCCAUCGGAAGAAAUAGUUGGGAAGGGUGAGGGCGGGGUUCUUAAUUGCUUUUUUCCUCUUUUUUUUUUUCCUCUCUGACAAAAAUGUACUUGCACAAGGAAGGAUCUUCAGAUAUUCGUGCACUGAAUAAUGCUGUUAUGUUUUGUUUUUUUAAAUGCAAUUAAAACUAGAAAUAGCACUCUUGGUUUCUUUCGAUCAAAAGAGGGAGCUGGUGUACACGACGCUGCGGGGUGGGGGGGGACAGAUGUAGGUGAGGAGAUAAGUAUUUAAUAGCAUCACAUUAUUUGUUCACGCCCUGCUUCAGUAUAAUAACUGGAUUUAAUGGUGACCUGAAAAUGACACGAGAUUUUUCCAACUUACAAAUGUUGGCUUUCUUUUUAAGCAGGAGACUGCUAGUUUAGUUGUUUGUUGUUAAAUAAGGAGUUUGAAAAUCUGCUAUGGCUGGAGAGCUUGUUUUGAAAAAGUAAAGCUUAUAUUACUUUGUUGUUUCAACCGUUUAAGAAAAUGUAUGCAGACAGAUCAUUUAAAUUGCAGAGAAAAAAAAUCGCAAAACAAACAUAUUAAGUGUGUUCAAUAACACACUUAAUAUUUAUCUAAUAUUUAUUAUGCCUAAUUGAUUAUAUCUAAAUUUACUAAAAACAAGGCAGAAAUCUCCUCCUGUCCUAUUAGUACGGUUACAUAACUGAUCACUUGAUCUGCAGCAUAGAAAUGUUUUGGAAUUUUAAACUCUGAUGAUAAGGGAUUUAUAGCCUCAGGUUUCUGGAAAGGAAGACGUUCUGUUUUAAAGAGUAGUGAGUGUCCGUUACCUAGGAGGAAUAGCAAAACCACAGCCUAAGGCCUGAAAAGCAUAAGCAGAUUGUUGCGGUCUUAAUAUGAGCAGUAAACUUGCCAAAUAUAUGUACAUAUAUAUUUAUAUAUUUUAAAAAUAAAUGUUUUUAAAAUGUUCCGAAAGCAACACUUACCUUGUUCCUUUCAGUCAAUCCAAAGUAGCAACUGACUGGUUUGCUGGGAACUGAAUAUCCAGAGUAAUGCGGAGCUCGGGAUGUGAGGACGCGGGCAACCGAGAUGGGACAGACGAUUCCCCGUUGGGAAAGAGUGGCUCCCACAUGGAUUUUUAUUCGUUAUGCUGCACGUUCCAAGUUUUCUCGCAAAUUCGUUUGUAUCUUGUUUGAUAUUAAGUAUUAUUUUAAACCUAUGACUUUGGAAGUAGUAGGAAGCAGAGAGCCGAGCUCCGAGAGGUAGACAGCGGACAGUACUACGCAGAGUGCUCUCAGGAGCGUCACAGCGAGUCUGUCCCCCCCCUCCCCCCCCCCCCAGAAAGCAUCGUGAGCUGUCUGCUGCCGGGACGGAGAGCAAAUUUACAACACCUAAGGUGUCGCUGGUGAUGUUCAAAUGCCUGUUCCGAAACUCCUAGAAAAUUAGGAUUUGUUUCUAAUUUAAAAUCUUAUGCCCAGCUCUAGGGCAGCACAUGUCAGGUAUUACACGAAGUGUGUUGGGGAGAAUAAACUGAAUGAGAGGAUGGUGAACAAUGGGUACAUUUGAAAUUUAGAAAAUAAUAAUUUUGUAAUAAUUGUGGCCCUUACAUUUAAUAUAACACUCUGAGGAGCAUAUGUGCUUAUCCAGUAGGAGAACGCCCACCGGGGGGAACAGUUGAAGGGGAAAUUACAGGCCAUUUUUUAAAGUUUAAGAUUUGUUGCUUCAAACCAUAAUUGUUCUUAGAACAAUUUUGGAAUUUCUCAUCUUUUGGUCAUUUGAGAGUCAUGAUGUUUUGAUUUAUAACGGAAAAUUUAGUGCAAAAGUGGGUAACUAAAUCCAUAGCAAAGUUUUCUAUUCAAUUUUAUAAAUUUUUUAAUAGCGAAUUAUGUCCUAAUUGUAUUUUGGUAAAUUGAACAGCAGCAAAUACUGUAGAUUUACAGUUACCAUUUUUUUCUGUUAUGUAUACAAAAUUUAACUACUUUUUGGUGUUUAUGAAAACAAUUUAGUUGACGAGGUGCCUAUACCAUUGUUAAGUUUUCUUUAAAUAUGUCUGGACGGUAGGUUUGCUAAUUGACAAAAAAGAAUCUGACAAAAAGAUUGUGAGGCACUUGCUAGAGGUACAGAAUCACAGUCAGCAUUCUUUAUCCAGCCCCUGUUCUCCGAUUGCACUUAAAAGCCGUGCUGCCCGAGCAGGGGCGAAACCUGACAGAGUCCAGGGAGAGGAGUCCAGGCCGCCACUGGGGCCUGGGGUGGGGCAGUGGAGGCGAGCCAGAGGUUAACUAAGGCAGAACACUCCGUUUCUCGUGCGAAGAUGGAGCCUUCUGGCCAGUGUGAACCUUUGUCGUCUCCCGUUGCCGGAGUCCGGGACACGAAGCAAAAGUUACAAAGUAAAAGAUAAUGCUCAUUUUAAUGCUUUAUCUUUUAAUGCUAAUAUCUCAUUUUAAUGCUUACAAUGAGAUAAAUAUUAGAACAUUAGUGUUCCAAUGAUUUAAUGAGGAUCUUGAAAUAAAUUAUGAAGUCUUCCAAUUUUUACACUUAUUGGAGGGGUCCCUGCAUUGUCAACCUGUUCAUUUAAGUCUCUUACUCUUAUUUUGUGCAUAAAUGUUGAAAUUUCCAAAAAUGAAAUGUUAGCUUCCUUGUUUUUACUUUGUAUUGAAUUUAAUACAAAAUAUGACCAGAGUAAUUAAAAAGUAUUUUGCAUUCUUUGCAGUAGGAUGUCAUUAGCCCUGCUCACAGGGCAAAUUUUCGAAAUUCAAUUUGGGUGAAAGAUUUGCUAGUUUUCCAGAAAGAUUUGCUAUCUUAAACUCAAGCUGGUUUUUCUAUUUUCAUGUAAAUGACUGGGAUGCUAUCUUAUAAACUCUUCCAAGGUCAUGUUUGUGAAGUAAACAUUACACGAGAGCUUUCCUGUCAUCUACACUAUAUAUGUCGUCUGGAGUGUUGAACAAAUUUGCGUUCCUCAGUUGUAAUCUAUCUUCGUAUGGUAUAUACGAUUUUGAAUGUGUGCCACUACAUACUGAGAUGAUAAUGCUGUACAAUUUUAAAUGGUAGCAGUUUCUGUAUGCAGUAGGCUGAAAUAUUUUGAUGAACUGCUUAAUUUUUGGAUUUUAUUUUUUAAGUUGUAUAAUUUAUUUUCUUGCAAAAUAAAAAUGUAAUAUAAAAGCUUUCACCUA